AUGCCUCGAGUCGUCUUGGUUGGGGUCGGGGGUGCAACAUGCUCAGGGAAAACUACCCUGGCGAAACAUCUUAAGCGCAUUCUACCAAACAGUGUCAUCAUUCACCAAGAUGAUUUCGCUCCUCCGCAAGAACUAGUACCCAUCCAUCCUAUCCACAACGUCCAAGACUGGGAUGCAGCGCCAGGCGCGAUUGACUGGCCACGUUUGAUCGCAUUCCUCCGUCAAGUCAAGGCCACUGGUGAAAUACCCGCAGACCACCGAAGCCACGACCACCUCAACGAGCAAAAGGAUGUCCCAAUUCCAGCUGAGCUCCGCGAUCAUUGGAUUUCAGCCUUUGAGCCGCUUAACACCGAUGAUACUAUUUGGGGCUUGGUCGACGGCUUCCUUCUCUAUUGGCAUCCGGAAGUCAUCGAGCAACUAGAUGUGCGGAUAUUCUUACGAGUUCCUCACGAUGUUUUACGCGAGCGGAGAUACGCGCGACAUGGGUACCAUACUGCAGUCCAAUCCGAUCCAGAGGGCACUUUAUGGCGCGACCCACCAAACUAUUGGGAACAGAUUGUGUAUCCAGCCUAUGUUGAUGCGAAUCGGGAGGUGUUCAUAGACGGGGAUGUAGAAAACGGUAAGCCGACGGAAAAGGUAGAGGGGCUGGCUCUGCUUGAGGGCAUAACGAUGGGUGACGCAGUUUCACGGAGUUGUGAACUUAUAGCCAGUACUUUACGAGAGCGAAUCAGAGUCGGCCUAUAUUCACGUUCAACUCCUCUUUUCAUAACCACCAUGUCUGUCAUCGUUGUUGGAGGCGGUCUCGCCGGACUCUCUGCUGCUCACACUCUCCUCGAGCGUGGUGCCAAUGUUCUUCUUCUCGACAAGCAAGGAUUCAUGGGCGGUAACUCGACCAAGGCCACUUCCGGAAUCAACGGUGCUGGCACUCAGACCCAACAGGAGGCUGGCAUCCCAGACAACGCAAAAACAUUCUUCGAGGACACCAAGAAGUCUGCCCGCGACCUUGCCCGUGACGAUCUCAUCCGAGUUCUCACUGGGCGUUCCGGUGAUGCUGUCAACUGGCUUCAAGACAAGUUCAGCCUGGAUCUUUCCAAGGUUGCCCGUCUUGGAGGUCACUCUCACCCCCGAACCCACCGUGGCGAUGCUCAGUUCCCGGGUAUGGUUAUCACUUACGCACAAAUGGAACGUCUAGAAGACCUGGCCGUGAGCAACCCCGAGCGAGUCAAGAUCCUCAAAAAGGCCCGCGUCAGCAAAUUGCUCAAAGACGACUCUGGCGCUGUCAUUGGUGUUGAAUACCAACACGGUGGCAAGACCAACACAGCGCACGGCCCAGUCAUUCUCGCUACCGGUGGUUAUGCCGCCGACUUUACGGAAGACUCGCUCCUGAAAAAAUACCGGCCAGAGCUAUGGGACCUCCCUACGACCAAUGGCGACCACUGCACUGGUGACGGUCAGAAACUUGCCAUGAACGUUGGCGCCCAGGGUAUCGACCUCGAAAAAGUUCAAGUCCACCCAACUGGUCUCGUUGACCCCAACGAGCCGGAAGCCAAGGUCAAGUUCCUUGCUGCUGAGGCUCUGCGUGGAGUCGGCGGUCUUCUCCUGGACAACACUGGCUCUCGUUUCGUCGACGAACUCCAGCACCGUGACUAUGUUACGGGCAAAAUCUGGGAGAACAAGAAGUACCCCAUCCGUCUCGUCCUCAACGGUCCCGCUUCGAAGGAAAUUGAGUGGCACUGCAAGCACUACGUCGGCCGUGGGCUGAUGAAACGCUUCGAAAAUGGCGACGCUCUUUCCAAGGAGAUGGGACUCCCGCCUUCCGUCCUUAAAAAGACAUUCGAGGACUACAACAACUCUGUUCGCACCAAGAAGGAUCCGUUUGGCAAGAAGUUCUUCCAGGGCGAGUGGAAGUACAACGAUGUCUUCCACGUCGCUAUCAUGACCCCUGUACUGCAUUACACCAUGGGUGGUCUCGAAAUCGACCCCGAGUCGCGUGUUAUCGACACCAAGGGCAAGCCAAUCCCUGGUCUCUUUGCUGCUGGCGAGGUCGCUGGUGGUGUCCACGGUGCUAACCGUCUUGGUGGCUCUUCACUUCUUGGUUGCGUUGUCUUCGGUCGGGUCUCCGGGGACUCAGCCGCUGCUUACAUGCUCCAAGCCGCAAGCAAGGCUAUUGAGAAGGCCGGUGGCCGUCUCGGAGCUGUUGCUGGUCAGCUCGGUGCACCUGCUGCUGCCGCUCCCUCUUCAUCAGCCGCACCGGCAGCCUCCGGCCCGAAAUCCGGCAGCAAGGAAUUUACGGCUGAGGAGGUUGCGAAGCACAACAAGAAGGAUGACAUCUGGGUUAUCGUUGACGGGGAGGUCCUUGAUGUUACCAACUUCUUGCCAGACCAUCCAGGAGGAGAGAAGGCUAUUCUACUCUACGCUGGCCGGGAUGCCACCGAGGAGUUCCUGAUGCUUCACGAGAAGAAGGUCAUUGGACGAUAUGCGCCUGAAGCCGUCAUUGGGAAGCUGAGAAAGUAG
Mycena indigotica is the source of this 2514-nucleotide messenger RNA. RefSeq names its product Fumarate reductase. The coding region runs from base 1 to 2514 and encodes 837 amino acids. Lineage: Eukaryota; Fungi; Basidiomycota; Agaricomycetes; Agaricales; Mycenaceae. The transcript is spliced from 10 exons. The record is from RefSeq and is a predicted model, not a curated record. Gene Ontology annotation, molecular function: heme binding; FMN binding; oxidoreductase activity.